Molecule: messenger RNA, 744 nt
Organism: Oreochromis aureus
Lineage: Eukaryota; Metazoa; Chordata; Actinopteri; Cichliformes; Cichlidae
Product: ovostatin-like
Exons: 7
Coding region: 1-744 (247 amino acids)
Molecular function (GO): endopeptidase inhibitor activity
Source: RefSeq, a predicted model, not a curated record
AUGGAGCGUCUCUGGAUCCUGAGCUGCACUCUGUGUGUCCUCCUGAGCUGGAUGCAUGUGGAUCAAGCAGUGGCUGAACCCCAGUACCUGGUGGCCAUUCCUGCAGUUAUUGACGCUGGAGCUGAGGCCAAAUUCUGUGCAACUCUCCGACAGCCCAGUGGGACUCUGGUCAUGACUGUCACUUUGAAGUCCCGAGAGAAGAACACGACCUUAUUCACACAUACGUCAAAUGAAGCAUUUCAAACCUGUGUUCAGUUUAAGGCUCCUUUGGUACAAAAGGAGGUGCAAGACUUUCAGGUGGAGGUACGAGGAGACACAUUUUACUCCAAACAAGUCAGAAAAGUGAUGAUCCGAGCAUCUGAUACCUUCACAUUCAUCCAAACAGAUAAACCCAUCUACCUCCCUGGACAAAAAGUGAAUUUCAGAGUCGUUGCCAUGGAUAAUAAGAUGCGACCGGCCAAUCAGUUGUAUGAUGUCAUUGAACUUCAGGAUCCUAAUAGUAACAGGAUUGGACAGUGGCUAAAUGAAACAUCCAAUAGCAGAAUACUGCAGCUUUCUUACUCCUUGGACACUGAGGCCCGUGAGGGACCGUACCAGAUCAUUGUGUCAAUGGGUGAGAGGAAUAUAUCUCACAAUUUCAAAGUGGAGAAAUAUGUUUUACCCAAAUAUGAUGUGACACUAAAUAUAUCUGAAGAAGUGCUUAUUGGGCAGGAAGACGUUGAAGCUAAAGUGUGUGCAAAGUAA